GUGUCCCCGCCGCGCCCCUUCCACUCCCACCUCCGCGACGCCCGGGCUCGCUGGGUGCCCCGCCGAGCGGGCAGGAUGGUGGUGUGCGGCCUCGCUUGCUGGCGCUGCCGGUGGCUCCUGCCCCUGCUGCUGGGGCUGGCCAUCAUCAUGGGCAUCAUCGCCCUGGCGGGCAGGGGCUGGCUGGAGUCCGAGUCCGAGCCCUACGUCCAACAGGCGUCGUUAUGGGAGAGCUGCACGCGGGGCGACGGGGACCUCAACUGGAGCUGCGAGUCCCUCAUGGACUACGGAUGGGGGCGAGCAGCAGCUGCCACGUACCUUGUUGGCUUUGUGAUCCUGGUCAUCUGCUUUGCCCUCGCAGUCAUCGCCUUCUCCAUCGAGAUACUCCGCUUCAACUUUGUGCGAGGAAUUGGAGGCUUGCUCUUCGUUGUUGCUGCAUUCCAGAUCAUAGGCUUGGUCAUCUACCCAGUGAAAUUCACGGAAGAAAUUCCACUGACAGGAGAUAACAUGUUCAGCUGGGCCUAUGGCUUUGGCUGGGCCAGCACUGUUGUUGUAAUAGGUUGUGCUUUCUUCUUCUGCUGCCUCCCCAACUGGGAAGAUGAAGUCCUGGGAAACAUCAAGCCUACCUAUUACUACUCCUCCCCAGAGAGAGCACCAUACUUAAAUUGAAAGAUUAAAUCCAAGUACGAUCAACUCUCAAAACAACAGAGGAGCACCUCUGCUUGUAAAUUUGGUGUGACUAUAGGAGUCUGAAAAAAAACACCUUAUUUUUUCAGAGUAUUCUCUACUAGCCCUGGCAAUACAUUUGUAAAAACAUUGGCAUUUUUAAGCAAAUAGCCUUUAGCUAAAGUAUUAUUUAUAUAUUCUGAAGUCGAUUCUGUUUGGCCUUACACUCCCAACUAAUUGAGUCAUCCUUAUUUUAUUCAAACAUUUGCUUAUGAAUAAAGAUGUAGUGUUUCAAGUGUAGAAAGGAAGAGGAGAAAUUUAAAACAACCCAUUAGAGGGACCUGCAAGUUACUUUGUUUUCACUUCUGGCAAAAUUGCCUUAAAUGGAACUAGAACAAAAACAGCCUUCCACAGAAUGCUUUUUCUUCCACCAAAGUCAGUCCCAAGGAAGGAAUUUCCCUGAGACUAUCGCAGACACCUGCUGCCUCUUCUCAUUCCUGUUACUGGACUAUUGUUCACUAUUUGCUAUUUGAAUUAAGGGGAAAAUAAAAUUACAAUUUAUUUUCCACCAAUUGGUGCUGUUGAAUGGAGUUCUCUAAAGCACAGAGCUGGUGUGUGGCUAAUGCAGCACUUACUAGUGUGUUUGUGGCCACUGCAGGACUUGUGAUGGACCUACAUAUAAUGUAAUACACAAUGUCACAGAGAGAAUCAAUAAACCUUCAGAUACUGAACUACAUACAUUUUUACAUGGUAUUUGAGAAAUGCUGAUUUGGAGUAGAAAUGUACACUGUUCUUCAUGUCUGCCUUUUUAAAACUGCAGUGUUUUAAUUAUCAGCCAUAGUUUGGAGGGAAAUCUUAGCAUGAGGUGUUAAGAGCCUCCAGAAGUUUCAAAAGCACACUGUAGGUACUCCAGAGUUUAGUAAACUCAGGGAUGCUUUGUGAGUCACUAGGACUAACAUGUAAAAAUAGAAAAGCAGUUCCCUGAGAAAUUCAUGUAUGCAAACUUCAUACAGACACCUGUCUGGGGGAGAACCUGGCUAGCUCCUAGCUUCUGUUUCUUGAGCCAGCAAUUCCAAAUAAGUAUUCCAGCAAGGCAGAGCUGUGUCUGUGUUGGUCAUGGACUUGCAGCAGCUUACAGCAGUAUGAUUAUGAGCUAUAAUAUUUGUCAGAGCUCUCUUCAGUUGGGGAAGAAGAAGGAAGAGGCUCAUUUGUGGAGUUCCCCAGCUAUGGGGGAAUUAGCUCUAGCAGAGGUAGAUUUCUGAGGGGACUACAGGUAGGGUGGAAUACAAAUGCUUAAUGUUACUAUUUGUAAUGAGCAGAUGGGGACUUAUUCUUAGUAUCGUCAACACAGUACUUGGGAGAGGGUGUGUGGCUAUAUGUAUUCAUCCAGAUGAACAAAAUAAAACUUACAAAGCAUUCACCAGCACACUAUAAAGCUGAAGUCAUUAGAACUGCUCGAUAUUUCUUGUAUUAUAUAUUGUAUAGCUUUCUGUUUUGUAACAUCUUUUAAAAUUUGGUAAUUCUGUUAUUGCGUGUAAUCCUGCUUUAGAAGGGCCAGGUGACUUCUGGAGGUCCCUUCCAGGCCUGUAUUUUUAACUUUUAAGAGUGUAAACACCUGCAGGCUCCAGAACUGCGUUACAAGCUCAGUCGUGGUGUAUACAAUCAGCUGUGUUUAUGAUUCUUGAUGAAAAAGAGAAUAUUGUGACAAAUGUGCCUUUUUGUUUUGUUUUUCUUUUGUUUUCUGUACAAUGCUGGUGGUGUGGAAUAUUGUGUAGACUUCUCUGUAUCAAGAGUAAUGUUAGUACCUAACUUUCCAGUCAAUUUAAAACACAGCAGAGAAUCCCAAGUCUGGAAAAUCCUUUCACAGCUAAAGCUGAGAGGGAGAAAAGAUGUAAGAAAACCUUCCUAAUGAGAGGGAGGAUGAUACUGUAAUAGGGUUUAGCAUAACUUAAAGUCUUUCGUAUGUUUUUUUUAUAGCAUUGUCGUAAGUUGUCAAAGAAGCACAAAUGUAAAAUAAACUUGGCUCUGAAUAUACUGGGAGGGGUGGAAGCAUAACCAGCAUGUUACACAAUUAUGAUGUUCAGGAGAAAGCUAUUGCAAGCAGUCAUUAAUUCCUCUCAAGUGAUACUAAUGUACGUGGCACUCCUUUCAAAUGUGGUGACAAUUAAAACUUUUAACUGAUGGUUGUAGAAACCUGGUGGUGUUUGUGGUUCAUGGAUUCAUUUAAUAAACUCAAGAA
Messenger RNA from Apus apus (common swift), 2902 nucleotides. It is a transcript of the gene PERP, whose product is annotated as p53 apoptosis effector related to PMP22. The coding region runs from base 76 to 666 and encodes 196 amino acids. The record is from RefSeq and is a predicted model, not a curated record. Gene Ontology annotation, cellular component: membrane; cell-cell junction. The transcript is spliced from 3 exons. NCBI's taxonomy places the organism in Eukaryota, Metazoa, Chordata, Aves, Apodiformes, Apodidae. Gene Ontology annotation, biological process: cell-cell adhesion.